UAAACCAGAGGCGCUGACACUCCGCCACACGAUGGGACCUUCCCAACUCGCCGGGCUGCGUCUGGAUGCGUUCAUUUACGAUUUGGGCUCCCAAACUGGACUUAUUCUCCCAGCUCCGUGGGCCUGAGGACACUUGCCGCACAGAACCUUUGCGAUUAGUUAUUAAUGGAUGGUGGUUUAAGCGCUGAGGAGUUUCCACUGCGACCCUAGAAGAGCGAGCACUGUCACUGCGCACUUUCAGGACAAUGUAUGGGAUAAACCGGCGCUGCUUUUACAUAUCGUUUCACUUCUUCGUGGUGUGGUGUCACGCACAGGGGGAGAAUCCCCCUUCUCCUAAUUUUAAGCAGCAUGUGAGGCAGCAGGGGGCGCAGUCGGACGGGCUCAGCCGGCGCCAGCUCCGGGUCUACCAGCUCUACAGCCGCACCAGCGGACGACACGUCCAGAUCCAGGGGAAGAGAGUGACCGCCACGGCCGAGGACGGCAGCGCUUACGCCAGGCUGUAUGUGGAGACAGACACGUUUGGCAGUCGAGUUCGGAUCAAAGGAGCCGAGAGCGGCCGAUAUCUGUGUAUGAACCGCAGGGGGAAACUGGUGGGCAAGGUCAGCGGAAAGGGCAGGGACUGUAUCUUUACAGAGAUUGUCCUGGAGAACAACUACACAGCUUUCCAGAAUGCCAAAUAUGAGGGCUGGUAUGUGGCUUUCACCAGGAAAGGAAGGCCAGUCAAGGCCUCCAAAACGAAGCAGAACCAGAGAGAGGUCCACUUCAUCAAGCGGCUGCACAAAGGGCCGCUUCCCUUCCCCAACUCGGACCAGCCCAAACACUUCGAGUUCGUCAGCUUUCCUCCAAUACGGCGAGCCAAGCGCAACAGGAAAUCGCACGCGGCUUCCUAACGCUGGGCACCUCAAACCUACAG
Molecule: messenger RNA, 913 nt
Organism: Colossoma macropomum (tambaqui)
Lineage: Eukaryota; Metazoa; Chordata; Actinopteri; Characiformes; Serrasalmidae
Gene: fgf17
Product: fibroblast growth factor 17
Exons: 5
Coding region: 246-890 (214 amino acids)
Biological process (GO): cell differentiation; animal organ morphogenesis; positive regulation of protein phosphorylation
Cellular component (GO): cytoplasm
Molecular function (GO): growth factor activity; type 2 fibroblast growth factor receptor binding; type 1 fibroblast growth factor receptor binding
Source: RefSeq, a predicted model, not a curated record